UUGGCUCCCUUGGGGAAUAUUCCUUGGGAAGAAACUGGUGCUCCUCUCAGUCCGCUCCGCGCUGAUUCCCAGAAGGUGUAACAUCGCGUGGCUGGGACGGGAAGAAAGGGUUGCCACUCAUCUGUUGCACAGCCCGAAGCUAGAGCAGGCAACUGUUGAGCCGCCGUCGGCGACCCACAGCUCACCCCGGGGCUUUCGGAAAAUAAAGGAAAUCAAGUAGAAACCGCAGGUCUCAAGCGGAUAAUCCUUAGCUAAGAUUCCGCAUGGACGCCACUCUUUAUUUUACAAAUGGACUCUCAAGUCAUGGGGCCGUGACCAACCAAGGCUCCGUGAGUCACAAGCUGGGAACCACCACGUCGCAUUUACAGCAAGUGAAGCUUAAUUCCUCUCACCUUGAACAUGAGUUCGACUUGUUGAAUUGCUUCUAUCAAAUAGAAGAGUGGAGCAAGUUGGCAGGCAUGACCUCAUGGAAUGAUCAAUGUUAAUGUUAUCAGUAAUAAGAGGUGUUGACAUUGUGCAAUGACACAAUGAAAUGGACACAUCACCUCGGUGGCAUUCUUCCCCCCAAAUCCAAGUUUCGUCGCGAGGAAAAGCAGACAGACCUAAAUUGAGGAACACUCUACCAAGCACCUGACCAGUGAUCUUCGAAAGUGUCAAGGGCAUGAGAGACAAGGAAAAACUGAGAAACUGUUACAGAUUGGAUUAAGGAGACAUGGUGACUGAGUGCAGUGUGGUAGUAUGAGAUGGAUCCUGGAAGAAAAUAAGAUAUGAGAGGGAAAAAAAGAGACAAGGAAAUAGCAUGGCAUGAAACAUGGCUCAGUUCUAUUACAAAAGGAAUGUGAAUGCCCCCUACAGAGAUCGCAUCCCUCUAAGGAUAGUCCGAGCAGAAUCAGAGCUCUCACCAUCAGAAAAAGCCUAUUUAAAUGCUGUGGAAAAGGGAGAUUAUGCAAGUGUCAAGAAAUCCCUGGAGGAAGCGGAAAUUUAUUUUAAAAUCAAUAUUAAUUGCAUCGAUCCUCUUGGAAGAACUGCUCUCCUCAUUGCAAUUGAAAAUGAGAACUUGGAGCUCAUUGAACUACUUUUAAGCUUUAAUGUCUAUGUUGGAGACGCUCUAUUACAUGCUAUCAGGAAGGAAGUUGUUGGAGCUGUUGAGCUGUUACUGAACCACAAAAAGCCCAGUGGAGAAAAACAGGUGCCUCCCAUACUCCUUGAUAAGCAGUUCUCUGAAUUCACUCCAGACAUUACACCAAUCAUUUUGGCAGCCCAUACAAAUAAUUAUGAGAUAAUCAAGCUUCUAGUUCAGAAAGGAGUCUCCGUGCCCAGACCCCACGAGGUACGCUGCAAUUGCGUGGAAUGCGUCUCCAGCUCGGAUGUGGAUAGCCUCCGCCACUCACGCUCCAGACUCAACAUCUACAAGGCCUUGGCCAGCCCCUCUCUCAUCGCACUGUCAAGUGAAGACCCUUUUCUCACAGCCUUUCAGCUAAGUUGGGAGCUUCAGGAGCUGAGUAAAGUGGAAAACGAAUUCAAGUCGGAGUAUGAGGAGCUGUCCCGACAGUGCAAACAGUUUGCUAAGGACCUACUGGAUCAGACAAGGAGUUCCAGAGAACUGGAAAUCAUUCUUAAUUACAGAGAUGACAGUAGUCUCAUAGAAGAACAAAGUGGAAAUGAUCUCGCGAGACUCAAAUUGGCCAUAAAGUACCGUCAAAAAGAGUUUGUUGCUCAGCCCAACUGUCAACAACUGCUUGCAUCUCGCUGGUACGAUGAGUUCCCAGGCUGGAGGAGACGGCACUGGGCGGUGAAGAUGGUGACGUGUUUCAUCAUAGGACUUCUUUUUCCCGUCUUCUCUGUGUGCUACCUUAUAGCUCCUAAAAGCCCACUGGGACUGUUCAUCAGAAAGCCAUUUAUCAAGUUCAUCUGCCAUACAGCGUCCUAUUUGACUUUUUUGUUCCUGCUGCUGCUUGCCUCUCAGCACAUCGACAGGUCAGACUUGAACAGGCAAGGUCCACCACCAACCAUCGUCGAGUGGAUGAUUUUACCGUGGGUCCUGGGUUUUAUAUGGGGAGAAAUUAAACAAAUGUGGGAUGGUGGACUUCAAGAUUACAUCCAUGAUUGGUGGAAUCUAAUGGAUUUUGUGAUGAAUUCCUUAUAUUUGGCAACAAUCUCUUUGAAAAUUGUUGCAUUUGUAAAGUAUAGUGCACUUAAUCCACGAGAAUCUUGGGACAUGUGGCAUCCCACUCUGGUGGCUGAAGCUUUAUUUGCCAUCGCAAACAUCUUCAGUUCCUUGCGCCUGAUCUCGCUGUUUACUGCCAAUUCUCACCUGGGGCCUCUGCAAAUAUCUCUGGGAAGAAUGCUCCUGGACAUUUUGAAGUUUCUAUUCAUAUACUGCCUUGUGUUGCUAGCAUUUGCAAAUGGCCUAAAUCAAUUGUAUUUCUAUUAUGAAGAAACAAAAGGGUUAAGUUGUAAAGGCAUACGAUGUGAAAAGCAGAAUAAUGCAUUUUCAACGUUAUUUGAGACACUCCAGUCCCUGUUUUGGUCAAUAUUUGGGCUGAUCAAUUUAUAUGUGACCAAUGUCAAAGCACAGCACGAAUUCACUGAGUUUGUUGGCGCCACCAUGUUUGGGACAUACAAUGUCAUCUCUCUGGUUGUCCUACUCAACAUGUUAAUAGCUAUGAUGAAUAACUCUUACCAACUCAUUGCUGACCAUGCAGAUAUAGAAUGGAAAUUCGCUCGAACAAAGCUUUGGAUGAGUUAUUUCGAAGAAGGAGGUACUCUGCCUACUCCCUUCAAUGUCAUCCCGAGCCCCAAGUCUCUCUGGUACCUGAUUAAAUGGAUCUGGACACACCUGUGCAAGAAAAAGAUGAGGAGAAAGCCUGAAAGUUUUGGAACAAUAGGGGUAAGAACACAGCAUAGGCGAGCUGCUGAUAAUUUGAGAAGACAUCACCAAUAUCAAGAGGUUAUGAGGAACCUGGUGAAGCGAUACGUUGCCGCAAUGAUCAGAGAUGCCAAAACUGAAGAAGGUCUGACUGAAGAGAACUUUAAGGAACUAAAGCAAGACAUUUCCAGUUUCCGCUUUGAAGUCCUGGGGUUGCUCCGGGGAAGCAAACUCUCCACGGUGCAGGCGGCUCAGGCCACGAAGGAGUCCUUCAAUUCAGCCGACUCGGAUGAAAAGAGCGAUAACGAAGGCAGCAGCAAGGACAAGCGAAAGAACUUCAGUCUUUUCGACUUAACCACUCUCAUUCACCCGCGAUCCGCCGCCCUUGCCUCCGAGAGACACAACAUAAGCAACGGCUCCGCCCUGGUGGUGCAGGAGCCGCUGAGGGAGAAGCAGAGAAAAGUGAAUUUUGUGACCGAUAUCAAAAACUUCGGGUUAUUUCACAGACGAGCAAAACAAAAUGCUGCUGAGCAAAAUGCCACCCAAGUCUUCUCUGUUUCAGAAGAAGUUACUCGUCAACAGGCCGAAAGACCGCUGGAGAGAAAUAUUCAACUGGAAUCUCGAGGAUUCGCUUCGCGCGGUGACUUGAACAUCCCGGGUCUCAGUGAACAGUGUAUAUUAGUAGACCACCGAGAAAGGAAUACGGACACCCUGGGUUUACAGGUGGGCAAGAGAGUGUGUUCCUUCAAGUCGGAGAAGGUGGUGGUGGAGGACACUGUUCCAAUCAUACCAAAGGAGAAGCAUGCAAAGGACGAGGACUCUAGUAUAGACUAUGAUGUAAACCUCACAGACACAGUCACCCACGAAGAUUACAUGACCACACGAUUGUGAUACUUGAAGGAGGAAGCGCUGAUCCUACAUAUACAUAUUUUCCAUAGUGCUCUGGGUAGGGGGAAAACUAGCAAAAGCUAACUUACACUUUAUAGCAUUUAUCAUCUGUGGCAUAUUACCGCGUAACAUGUUUAACUAAGGCAAAGGCUAUCAAAAACCCUGGUUGUGUAACCAGCUUUUGCUUUCACAAUUUGUUUUUGUUUUUGUUUUUGUUUUUUUGGUUAAUAAAUAAACGCACCGUGUAGUCUUGUACUGUUGCCAUAAUCCACAGGAAAUUUUUAGCUCUCUUUUUCAACUAAAACAAAUGCAACUUAUUCCAUGUGGUAGUUGACUCCUAUGAUAGAUAUUUUUAUAUGCAGAAACCAAUGUAGCUGAAAUAUUAGAGCUUUUCAUAAUUUUUUAGGGUCUCUAGAGAUGGUUGCUCCUCAAGGACUUUUCAGUCAGCCCUACAGUUUAGCUUUAAUACACAAACAUCACCAAAUUAUUUCUUAACAUGUAAAUAAUUACAGCACCAGUUGAAGCAAACAAGCGUCCUUCUCAUGAGUCAUGAUCAAACUCCCUCUUAAAACGGAAGACAGGUGUACUUCAGUUUUAGGUUGCCCAGUUUUUCCUCCCAGUAAAUAAAAUAAAUGUUUGUCUUAAUAAAUGUUGAUGAUUGAUGAUUUUUAAUGAGAUUUUGUCAUGACAAAAGUUUUAUUUCAAGUUUUUUUUUUUAAUGACCUUUUUCAGGUUCAAUUGCUAGUCAGUAUAAGUACCAGGCUUUAUGAAUAACAGAAUUUCAAAAUGUGACAGAAGUUCUCAGUCCUAGAAAAGAAUAACAAUAAAUUAGAAUAAUUAAUGCACCUUAAACAAAGCAAGAUGAUUGCAUUCUCGUAAUAUCCAGAUGAAAAUAAAAUCAUUCUAAACUCUAAAUCUAAGCAAAGUUAAAUUGUAUUUUUAAUCAGUGUAACGUUGUUGCUAAUUCAAAAGAAGUACAAAAACAUAAGGGUUUCCUCGUCUUUCCCCCAGUGACUGGUAUAUAUUUCUUUAAAAUUAAACUCACCCAAAAUCAUUAUUAAUUUUAGCAGUAGAUAUAAAGCUUUCCCCAGAGGGACAACAUUCUUAAUUACUUGUUUCUUCUGUUGUUUUCAAGGUAAUCUAGCUUAAAUUACACUCAUUCAUGAACUACUAAAAAAGAAAGGGUUUUACCUGACAUAAAAAGGCACUGGCAACUUUAUAAAGUUUAAGUUAUGUAACUUGUGUCUAUUUAAGCCACCAUGGAAAUAGAAGUUCCUUCACCACAUACAAUUAGCAUGUAUUUCAAAUCAUUAGAAAAAUGCUGAGUUUGUUUUACUUCAGAAAUUACCUCCAUGGACUAGACUAUACAUGAUUUAACAUUGACCCAAAAUUGGAAAGUUUCUGAUAACUAUACAUGGAAAAUAAGGAAUAACAUCAGCAACAGUACCAGCCACUGUCCUUUGUGCAAUGUGAGUAUCAACACCUAUGUACUACUCACAACAAUCCUCUGAAGGAGGUGCUAUUCUUACCCCUACUUUAGAGAUGAAGAUACUAAGGCAAGCACUAUUUAGGUGAAGGUUCAUAGCUAAUGAUGGAGCUAUGAUGAGGCCUCCAGGGCCAUGCUCGUAACUACUAUUUGUAGUGCCUCUCAGAACAUAAAUAGAGCAAAAAAUGUGCACAUACAGGCGUUACUGUUGCUACUUCUGCAAUGGUGUACUUUGAGAGAGAAUUAGUUUGGUAAACUCCAUAAAUCUGUGUUCCCUCUUGUAAAGCAAGAGGAGUGCACAAAAUUAAAGAUAAUUUAGACUCAAUUAUAUUAUAGAAGUUAGUAGAUUUAAGAAAAAACAUAUUUGAUAUGGGACAUCAGAAUUCAACUGGAAAUAUUGGAUUUUUAGUUUUCAAAUAAGCCACAACCCAGAGGCACGGAGAUACUGUUCUUUUCCUAAAUCUGGUUUUGUCCUCGGGAUAGAGGAAUGGGCCUAGUAGUUUUGAAGAAACACAAUAGGGCUAAUGCUUGUUCUUACUGCCUCAAGCACACCUUUAUCUCAAGUAUGUUAGGACUCACAAUAAGCCCUGGGGAUAGCAAAACACCCAAACCGUUCAAAGUCAGACAGACUUUCAGUAGUAGGGGAACAGAGACCUAGUCUCAAUACUUGGGGUAUUUUCCAAUGAUUCCAUUUUGCUGCUUCUGUUAUUAAUGUUGUUAUUUCCAAAGUAAAAAUCAUAUACAUCAUCAUUUCACAUACUCUACCAGAAUUUAAUUUCAAAUGUCCUCUGUUCCUUCAGAAAACACCACUGACAAUAAAAGCCACAACAAAAUAUGUUCCCAGGAAUUUAUUUCUAUCAGGGGUUAGGGUGCUGAUAUUUUACAAAGAAACAUGGUGAUAACAGAGGGAUUUACUUGGAACCAGUAACCCCCUGCUUCUCAUGUUCUGAAAAUGAUGGCUCUUAACAAGCCUCAGAUGUCACUGACAGAUGCGUUUAUGAGUUUAAACAAAAUAUUGGAUAUUUUUAGUACAAUAUGUCCUAGGAUUGAACAUUAUUCUGAAUAUAUGGUGAUACUAAGUAGCAUUAAUGAAGAUGAACAGUAGGGAAAGAAUAAGAAAACAAAAGAGCAGGAUUGCAAAUAGAAGGAUGAUAUUUUUUGAGGUCUUUAAACGAGUAAUUUGGGGCUUCUUUUCAUUUCCAUUCAUAUUUCUAUGAACAUAAAUUCCUAAACACCAAAGAGAGGUUUGACAUCACACCUUCAUUUGUAUAAAUAAUGUUUCUUAUGUUUCGUGUCAUUUUGACCUUGCUAUUUGUUGCUCAUCUUUACUUAUUUAUUUAUUGUCAGGGUUUGGUGGAAGAAUGUCUAGGAAAUUCUGUUUAACUUUAAUAGAAUAGGUUAUAUUCACAGCACUUCAUUUAUCAUCUAUUUGGAAAACCCAUUUACAAGAGAAAAUUCUAUGAAGAUGUACCUCACCAUUUGCCAUAGUUGUAUUCCUGAAAAUAUCUGUGUAAAUAAUUCUGUAUUAACUUCAGUAGGGGAACUGGCUAUGUAAAAAAAGAAAAAAAUGGUAGUGAAUUAUUUUGUAAAAUGAUGAAUUAUUUUUCAAAGUGAUAACCAUCCUCAAAAUGUAACUGUUUCAUAAGUUGGACAUUUGUAUAUCAAAUUUUCUUAAAUUAGAUAUUUUAUUUAUUAGCUGGCAAUUAAAAUACUGCAAAAGCACACCCACUUUCUUGCCUUGACCUGGAUAGCAACCCAACAUACUUUAGUAAUUGAACACACAAAUCCAAACAAAGAAAUAUUUCGAAUAACCUUUGAGGUGUAAAGAAAGAAAUUUAUCAUAUUAUUCUCAAAGAAGCAAUUUCCCAGCCAGUAUAGAAGGAACAUGGGUAACCAGUGAUACAAAAAUGCACUCUUCUAAUAUUCAAUAAUCCUUACUAAUUCUGGGAUUUAGUGGAGUGAAUGAUUGUCCAAUCCCAUGACUUUUUGUUGAAGAGCAGACAUCAAGCACUGAAAUCUGUCCAUUCUUAGUUAUUGUGCAUUGUGUUUGUAAGCAGACCACUUUAGACAGUACCCUUAAAAAUCAGCUGGGCAAAAACCAUCCGUGUGACCCUGUCAAUAUGUUUACAAUGACUUAAAUUUUUAAAGAGCUAAAUUUAUGAAUAUACUCACCAUUUGGAAAAUUAUUUCUUCAGUUUAACUUUAUUACAUUUUUUCCUUGUCUUAUAUUCUCCAAAAUUCAGACCUCCCAGUAAUUUACAUUUAGAAAUUACUCUCUGUAAGUCACCUUAAAUUCAAUUUCAAAUAUAUUAUUCUGAUUAUUUCACAAUAUAUUACAAUGAACUUUGUUUAUAUAAUGUUAUCACAUGACUUUAGAAAACAUUUUGGGAUAUACUAAAUAAGUUCUCCAGAGAUAACUGGAGAAACUAAGGCUCAGGGCAUUUAUGGCAAUUAUCCAAAUUUACCCCGCUACUCAGUGGUUGAGUUGGAGCUUAAAGAGAAACUCUUCAUUUAGAUAUUCAGAUGAGAUACCAGGUCAUAAAUGUCUCGGCUAAUGAAUUUUUAUUUUUGUGGAAUUUUGUCUUCUUUGCUCUCCCCUUCAGUAGAAAAUAUUUAUAGUCAUUCAAACUUUCCACAGCCCAAAAUCAAAGAUACUACCUUUUUUUCCCUACAAAUGGUGUUCACAGAUUUUUUUUAAAAGCUGGUGUCUUACCAUUUUCUAAGAAAUGCAGUUCAUCAUUUUCACUUCAACUGUAGAUUUUGUGAUAAUUCUGUACACAGUCUGGUAAUAAUAAAAUGUCUGAAAUAAAAUUAAGACUUCUCAACUGAAAAAUGAUAGAGCUGGGAAAUAUGAAGCUGACAGGAGAUUGAAACCAUGAGACCAAGGCCAAAUAUGGUCAUGCUGUCACUGAAUUGGCAAAGAGUGAAGUUGUCUCUGCCAGUGAAAUUUACCAGUAGCAAACCCAUCAGCUGCCUCUGGAGCCGCACUGUCCAAUAUGGUGACUACUAUUGACAUAUGGCUACUAAGCACCUGAAAUGUCUAUAAUUGUAAAACGCACACUGGAUUUCAAGGACUUAGUAUGAAAACAAUGAAAAAUAUCUCAUUAAUAUUUACAUUGGUUACAUGUUGAAAUGAUAGUAUUUUUGGAUGCAUUGGGUUAAAAUAUAUGAAUUAAAUUAGUUUCAUGUUUCUUUUUACUUUUUAAUGUAGCUACUAGAAAAUUUUUAAAAUACAUAUGUGACUCACAUUUGUAACUUGCAGUACAUUUCUAUUGGACAGUGGUGCUCUGGAGCAUCUCUAUUUGUUUCACUCAAUUCAUGUAUUCCCACCAUUUGAAUUUCAUAAGUGAAAUUUAUGUAUUCAACUACUCAAAAAAUACUGUUUUUGUUCAACUAAAAUUUGCUGUUUCUCCUCGAUUCCUAAUCUUCUAAUGGAAUCAGUGCUAAUAAUUUGCUGUUUUUUCAUGUUUU
This is a messenger RNA of Zalophus californianus (California sea lion), 8714 nucleotides long. It is a transcript of the gene TRPC4, whose product is annotated as transient receptor potential cation channel subfamily C member 4. The coding region runs from base 812 to 3760 and encodes 982 amino acids. Gene Ontology annotation, molecular function: store-operated calcium channel activity; inositol 1,4,5 trisphosphate binding; protein binding. Gene Ontology annotation, biological process: calcium ion transmembrane transport; manganese ion transport; regulation of cytosolic calcium ion concentration. The transcript is spliced from 12 exons. Lineage: Eukaryota; Metazoa; Chordata; Mammalia; Carnivora; Otariidae. The record is from RefSeq and is a predicted model, not a curated record. Gene Ontology annotation, cellular component: cation channel complex; membrane.